GAAGAAGGUGAGGCAGAGGCAGGUUGAACUGGCGGUGGGACAGGAAAUAAAUAAAUAGUGAUGGUUCUCAUUUUCCCAACGCUACCACUUAAUUUUGAAUUUGUUUCGAUGAAAACAACGUGCUCUCUAUAAAAGUAAAAUUGUGAUCGAUCCAAUUCCAAGGGAUGGCACCGAUGAAUAUGAAGCAAUCUGCGAAAUCGAGUAGAAGCAGCAUAGCAGCAGCUUGCUCUCAGGAGAUCCUGGUGCGUGAAACGCUGCGUAUCAGUGCCAAUUUAGCCUCCACGCCUCUCCUGGAAACCGCUCCCAGCUUGAGAAUGAUUUGCUGUGAGGAAUUGGACGGUCGUCGAUGGAAGUACGUGGCGGAGACCGAUGCCCACGGCCAAUUCAAGCCCGAUUCAUUCCGUCCUCUCUCCGUGCAAAACCCUCAACUUCAGGCCCCAAUAGAUGAAUUCCUUUCCUUCGUUAGAUCCUAUGUUGUUCCCGAAGGUUUCCCUCAUAGCGUUACUCCUUCCUAUGUCCCCUACAUGACAUGGAGGGCUCUUAAGCACUUUUUCGGUGGAGCAAUGGGCGUUUUCACUACUCAAACCCUUUUGAGUUCAGUUGGCGUCUCUAGAAACAGGGCCACCCCUGCUGCUGUAGCCCUCAACUGGAUUAUCAAGGAUGGUUCUGGUCGUCUCGGCAAGAUGUUCUUUUCUCGCCAAGGAAAGAAAUUUGAUUAUGACCUAAAACAGCUAAGGUUUGCAGGUGAUCUUCUACUGGAGUUGGGCGCUGGAGUUGAACUCGCAACUGCUGCAGUGCCACAUCUAUUUCUUCCUUUGGCUUGUGCUGCUAAUGUAGUCAAGAAUGUUGCUGCUGUAACAUCAACAUCUACUCGGACACCCAUUUACAAAGCCUUUGCUAAAGGAGAAAACAUAGGGGAUGUCACUGCUAAAGGAGAAUGUGUUGGCAAUAUUGCGGACCUGUUAGGAACUGGUUUGAGCUUAUUGAUUGCCAAAAGAAAUCCGUCACUUGUCACCACAUUUUCCCUCCUUUCUUGUGGAUAUCUCCUUAGCUCUUAUAGAGAGGUAAAAUCUGUGGUUUUGCACACACUUAACUCCGCAAGAUUCAGUGUGGCAGUAGAUUCAUUCCUCAAGACAGGACGAGUUCCCACUUUGGAGGAGGGCAAUAUGAAUGAGGACAUAUUCAAUUUUCCGUGGAAAGAUAAGCCUGUUGUUCUUGGAUCAAGAAUCAAGGAAGCAUUCCAAGACCCUAGUGCAUAUGUUGCCAUAGAGCCCUUGUUUGAUAGGGAGCGAUAUAUUGUAACAUAUGACCCCUCAAAACACAAGGUUUAUGCUGUGCUCAAGGAUCAGGCAAAGUCGGAUGACAUUCUGAAAGCAGCAUUCCAUGCUCAUGUGCUAUUGAGUUUCCUAAAAUCAUCCAACGAAAGUAUGGCCUCAUCUUUGAAGCAAAGGGAGGAUGUUAACUCAAACAUGAUGCACACAGUUUCUGAUAUUGAGUCUUGUAUAGCUGAUACUUGCAAGAUUGUGGCAAGUUCUUACGGGCUUUUCAAGAAUAAAGCUAAGGAGCAGGGUUGGACGAUGUCCGAAUCACUUCUAAAUCCUGGUCGAGCUAGGCUGUUUCAACAUGAUAAUAGAUGAUAUUUUAAUAUUCUCAGCUGGCUGCUGCUGGGUUUUAAACGCCAAAGAUCUUGGGACUGCUCUGGAUGUGAAAUGAGUGAGGCAACUGAAGGUUGAAGUCACCAACGAGCAAAGAGAACAUACAAUACAAUGCACAAGUGGAAUCGUACCAUCCUUGAUCUUCAGAAAGGCCAAGUGAACGUGAACUUCCACGGGAUGUUAUUGAAUGGAUGGCCUGCAACAUGAUUGAUUUAGUUAUAGCAGUUGUUAGCAUGACGACCACUUAAAAUACCAAUGUGUGGCUUUUUUUUUCUUUUCUUCCCCUUAAUAGUUUCGUUCUUUAUUCUUUUUGCAGUGGGGACGGAUUACUCUGUAGUAUAAACUUUUCAGUUUCAGUUGUAGAGCCGAGUUCAAAAACUUGCGCAUAUAUAAACGAUAAAAUAUCAGUGCAAUUUCCAUGGUGCAUUCUUGUAGUUUUAA
Molecule: messenger RNA, 2096 nt
Organism: Cajanus cajan (pigeon pea)
Lineage: Eukaryota; Viridiplantae; Streptophyta; Magnoliopsida; Fabales; Fabaceae
Gene: RUS6
Product: root UVB sensitive protein (Protein of unknown function, DUF647)
Source: RefSeq, a predicted model, not a curated record